AUGUCUGCAUACCCUAGACUGAGACCCGAUUUCCAAAAAGGAGAAGCAUCUCCUACCCAAGAAACCCCAAACUAUCUCUAUAUCUGCGUCUUGGAAUGCGAGAACGGUUGCCCUUUCCAAUUUGAGUUUACCUUAGCCACCGGCAACGCUUCCGACAUACAAUCUCUCACCCGACAUGAUUUAGUGUAUAUAUGUCCUUGUGUCGCAACAGAAGAAUGUGGACAAGUAGGCCUAAGCUACCACCAAAGCAGUCUCCGACAUUCAAGCCAGAAAGUCCUCACAAUGAUCCAAAUCGCUAAAGUCAAAAACCAAGAUCUUUUAUGCGAUGCUCUUCGCAAGUGUGACCCGGGAGUUGAUGUGUUCGAUGUGACCAGCUGGUAUUUACGGGCUUUGGACACACUUGUUUGGGAGAAUAGAACUGGGAGGAUUCUCGAUAUCUACUGGGAGUUCAGUUUUGAUGCAUUAGACGAUGCGACGGAGAGGUUUACACGCGCUAGUAUUGUGCAAGGAAAGAUCGUGGAGGGGUUUGGAAAUGAGCUUGCAGAUGGUGUGAAGAUUCCGGUGUUCGAUAUGGCGAGAUAUUUAGAGAUGAUUGGAGUUUGA
Botrytis byssoidea is the source of this 603-nucleotide messenger RNA. RefSeq lists its product as uncharacterized. Bases 1 to 603 code for a protein of 200 amino acids. Lineage: Eukaryota; Fungi; Ascomycota; Leotiomycetes; Helotiales; Sclerotiniaceae. The transcript has a single exon. The record is from RefSeq and is a predicted model, not a curated record.